Molecule: messenger RNA, 594 nt
Organism: Pundamilia nyererei
Lineage: Eukaryota; Metazoa; Chordata; Actinopteri; Cichliformes; Cichlidae
Gene: bglap
Product: bone gamma-carboxyglutamate (gla) protein
Exons: 5
Coding region: 116-409 (97 amino acids)
Biological process (GO): regulation of cellular response to insulin stimulus; response to vitamin K; bone development
Cellular component (GO): extracellular region
Molecular function (GO): hydroxyapatite binding; calcium ion binding; structural constituent of bone
Source: RefSeq, a predicted model, not a curated record
UGAGGAAAAGGAAACUGUGAUUCUUAACACAAAUCUGAGAAGGAAAGACGGAGAGAGUGAGUGAUACAGCUCGGGCCAUUUUCCCUUAAACUGAAGGCUGAAAAAGAAAGAAAAGAUGAAGACCGUGGCUAUCCUGGCUCUCUGCUUCUUGGUAGUUAUCUGUGUCGCUUCAGAUGCUGCCACCGACCCUCAGCCUGCUGGUGACAACCCUGCUAAGGAGGGUUUGUUUGUGGAGAGGGAGCAGGCCUCCACAGUGGUGAGGCAGAAGAGAGCUGCUGGACAGUUAUCCUUGGUACAGCUGGAGAGCCUGAGAGAAGUGUGUGAGGCCAACGUGGCUUGUGAGCACAUGAUGGACAUAAACGGCAUCAUCGCCGCCUACACUGCCUACUAUGGACCAAUCCCCUAUUAGAGGCUACAGCUGACUGCGCACCAGAGCUGCCUUUUUUCUUGCAUUGCCACCUCUGAGCUCGGCUUUUUCUUUGUCUAAAAGUGUGGCAGACGGAUCAGACUGGAAGAAACCAAACACCAGCAGGUGGAUUUACUUUCUUUCCUAACUGCACCUUCAAGCAUAUCUCUGUAAUUCUGUCAUUUUUC